CUUGCACAACUGCUUCCGGUCGGUAUUUCUUUCCAGAUUUUUGUUAGUUUUUGCAAGAUUGUAGUGUAUUUAGAAUAUAAGUGAAGUAGACAUCACAUCAAAAUGCCUAAGGACAGUAUCCGCGAUAAUCUGGAGGGAAAUGAACUGGACUUGAGUCUCAGUAACCUCACAGUAGUACCUGUGAAAGAAAUGUUACAACUUAGAAAGGCGACACACAUAGAUAUGUCCUGUAAUCUUCUGUCAGUGAUUCCUGAUGACUUUGUUAAGAUGGAGUGGAUUGUGAAGCUGGAUUUGAGCAAGAAUAAUAUCACUAGGCUGCCUGAAGAUAUAGGCAACUUACAGAAACUACAGCAUCUGGAUUUGUUUAAGAAUAAACUCCAGGCCCUCCCAGUAAGCAUGUGUCACCUUAAAAGUCUGAAAUGGCUGGAUGUGAAAGACAACCCCCUUGAUGAGACUAUGAAGAAAGUUGCUGGAGACUGUUUAGAUGAUUUACAGUGCAAGACAUGUGCUAAGAGGGUGGUUGUAUUCAUGAAGGAUGUGCAGUCAGAGCAGGAGAGGAAACGACAGAAAAGGUUACAGGAACAAAGAGAACUAGACGAAAAAAAGAAAAUAGAAGAUGAGAAACUAAGACAACAGAAAAAGUUAGAAAAGGCAGCCGAAAAAGAACGCAAACGUAAAAUUUUCCUUGAGGAACAAGAAAAGAAGCGCCAGGAAGAACUUGAGGCUGCAACUGACCAAUACCAUGAUGCAAAUGAGACAAAGAUGAAUGGACAUUUACAGAAGUCAUCCAGUGGGAAAACAGGAGGUUUAUCAUGCUGUGGAAUACUAUUCGGGCUAUUAUUUGGUCUGAUCGCAAUAUUUGCCAGUGCCUAUGUAUACUGUGAAGUAAAAAACACUAUGCCAGCCUGCGUAGAAGGUCGUGUUAAAGUCAUGCAAUAUAUUGAACUUGUUCAAAUCAAAACUUUGGAUCUAGUUCAACAUAUCAAGGAUAAAAUGAAAUAAAUUUCAAAGUGACUUUAAAAAUGGUUUGGGAAUUUCUCGUAAAAAUGUGAUGAAUAGUUGCAAUGGCAUUCAAUAAGUUUAUCAUCAGAGAAUUUUCAGAUAAACUUUUUGAACACCCUGUACAUGUAUGUUUAUGUUGGUGGAAUUGUUAUGCAUUUCAAAAAUGUAUUCAGAUAGGUAUUAUCACAGGGACUAUCCAGGCUCCGCUGACAUCGAAAGCAAUGAGCUCAUGUUAGAAGCGGGGCCUUGAGAGAUAUGAUACAAUUGAAUUUUUCUACGAAACUUUAGUAUUAAGUGAAACUCUGUACAGCUUUAUUUCAUAGUACAAUGGCUAUUUCAAUUGCAGGGCAAUGCCAUUAUUCAACU
Messenger RNA from Owenia fusiformis, 1368 nucleotides. Lineage: Eukaryota; Metazoa; Annelida; Polychaeta; Sabellida; Oweniidae. The record is from the annotation of a GenBank genome assembly.